Brenthis ino (lesser marbled fritillary) is the source of this 714-nucleotide messenger RNA. NCBI's taxonomy places the organism in Eukaryota, Metazoa, Arthropoda, Insecta, Lepidoptera, Nymphalidae. The record is from the annotation of a GenBank genome assembly.
AUGACAACUCGAAGAUUAGGAUUAGGUCCCACAUCAAAAGAUUUUGAAGAACCAGCUCAAUUGUCAGGUCCUUUGACAAAAGCUCAUGCAACAGAACUAGUCCUUCGUUUAAAUAAUGAAGAACGAAAAAUGUUAUUUAAUGCUUUACAGGAAUAUGAAUCGAACAGAUUAAAGGAAGACUUCGAAGAUAAAUUGGCUGGCCAAAGGUGGAGAAGUAAACUAGGACGUCCUAGUAAAGUACCAACUUUAGGUGAUGUUGAUCCUACUGGGUCAUAUUGUCCUGUUCCUGAAGAUUGGCUAAAGAAAAAAUAUGCUGCUACAGUACCAAAACCAACUACAAAGGAACUCUUUCACUUGUCACUGGCAAAUUCAAUACCUUUCAUUGGAUUUGGUUUCUUGGACAAUUUCAUCAUGAUCAUAGCUGGUGACCGUAUAGAGAGUAGCAUGAGCGCGUACAUCACGCUGUCGACAAUGGCGGCGGCGGCGCUGGGCAACACGUUCAGCGACGUGAUCGGCAUCGGCUCGUCGUACUACGUGGAGCGCGCCGCAGCGCUGGUGGGCCUGGGCGCGCCUAAGCUGUCGCCCGUGCAGCUCGACAUGCCCAUCAGCAGGCGCUUCGCCAACAUGGGUCGAGUUUUAGGCAUCACACUUGGCUGCUUCCUCGGCAUGAUUCCACUCCUUUUUAAAGAUGACGAAAAGAAACCAGAAUCCUCA